GAUAUUGUGAUGAGGAAUUAUGGAAUGGUAUCUUUGAUCAAGUGCAAUCUUCAUAUCAACAUGUAGCAGUUGAAGAUAACAUACCAGUACAUGCCUUUAAAAGAGAAAUUAAGAACUGUUCAAAAUUUUGUUUAAUAAAGAGUGAACAAGAUGAAAUAUUUAUAGUGUCUGAUUUAUUCCAAUCUACAAAACUUUCAGCUAAUGUUGACUUUUGUAAUAUUGAAAAUGAUGAGGAGGCAGCUGGUCUUUUACUUUUGGAUGUUAGAUUUCAUGAUUCAAUAAAUACCAAAUUUGAAAUUGAUUGA
Messenger RNA from Entrophospora candida, 305 nucleotides. The record is from the annotation of a GenBank genome assembly. NCBI's taxonomy places the organism in Eukaryota, Fungi, Glomeromycota, Glomeromycetes, Entrophosporales, Entrophosporaceae.